GGGGCGGUCAUGUCUAGAGUGUUCUUGUGAUGUUUUCAGUCACAAUAAUACAGCUGUGGAUAUAUGUCAGUUGACGCACCUUUGAACACCAAGUUGCUCGGAAUGUCGAGAUAUCAUGCAGCAUUUCAAGGCUGUCAAGGGUCACUCCAUGGCCUCAUUUUUCUCGCUUGAUGGUUCACACUUGUACUGUGCCCGUUUGAUUUUCCGGACAGAUGCAGGUUUUGCUGAGCGCUGGCCCUCCAUACACCGAGCUUUGAAUCCGGUUGAAAUUUGCCAUGCACUUCAAAAGAACAACCUCGGAAUUGGAGCCUUUGCGCUGGAAGCAAGAGCACUAGCUCAGCGUAGGAGGUACGAGAAGUACUUGCAGUCCAAAUUGGCCAGUGAAUUUUGGGGUGGAGCACGGGGUCAAGGCAUGGACAGAUUGCUUCAAGCCCUUCAGAGAAUUUCCUUUUCACACAGAGGCGCAAAAUGGUCAAUUUUAGAUGUUGGCGCCGCGAAAUAUGAAGGCCCUGACCGGUGUCAUGCUGCAGACCUGGCCAUUUUGUUGGGCUGCAACACUUCGAGUAUGACCAUCCAUGCCCUUGAGCCUUUGGAGGCCCAACUGGUUCGUACUCGGCGGAUGGCGGAGCAGCAGCUGCGGCGUGAGCUCAAAUUAACCCGGAGGAAAGCUAGCCAGUGUAUUCUUUGGCACCAGAUAGCAGCCUCAAAUGUCACUGGUGUAGCUCGUAUGCGGGGACAAUCAAACCAGGCAUCGUUGUCUACAGCCAUCCCUGAGUCAACCUCGAGCCCAGAUUACCAAGAAGAUCAACGACACCAACGACAAAGCCCUCAUUUUGUGGGGACCCAACGGCUGGAUGAGUUCGUCCAUGAAACUAACUUAGGGCCAGUUUUAUUCCUCAAAAUUGACACAGAAGGUCAUGAUUUGGAAGUGCUGCAAGGGGCACGUUCACUCUUGGACAACGGACUUGUUGCAGUUAUUGUUUUUGAGGUUGCAGGGCAAAUGAAUCAAGACUUCUUUCAAAUCCAUAAGGAAGAUGGUUUUCCUCGCCCUGAUGUUGCUGCAAGAUUGAAAGGGCAAUUGGCAGAGCCAAACCUCAGAAGCAUAGUCAAGUGGCUGCAACCAUUGGGCUACGAGAGUUUCUUGCUGGGAAGUCGUUCUCUCAUCCCUUUGUCAUUCUCCUGGUGGGAUAGCAGCUACGAAGUAUGUAUUUCUCGUGCGGAGAUUCCCUGCUGGUACGAUGUGCUGGCAAUACUUAUGGACAAUGGCGCUGGAUUUGGGACCUCUUUGCCACAAAUAAGACAGCCUAUUUUUGAAGCCUUUGAGCCAGUCCUUUGAUUGUGCCCACAAGUUUGUAGAGUGAUUCUUGCAGAGCCACAACAGGAUCAUGCUGGAUGACAUUGCAUCGUUUUGCCCACAGGCGACUUCUCAAGUGAUUUUCUUGCAGCCACUGGCACCCACUUCGUUGCUCUUGUCGUGUGGUGUUUCUUCUCUACAAGAUCUAUAAGUUUAUAAGGCUGUUCGACACUGGAUUACUGUGCCUUUGUUUCAGAUUUUGGUUAGCAUCGAGGCAUCGAGCGCAAUGAUUGGUAUACAAUUAUUAGUAUCAACUGGUAUCAAUGCAAGCGUCCAACCCGAUUUGUCAAGUCAGGCUCCACUCCCAGCUUUCGACUUCAACCUGACAUACUGACAUACGUUCAAAUGUCUGGAAUUUUGCACGACCGUGCCUUACCCCUUGACUCAAGGAUGGAUUCCUGGAAGACGUGUGCUGCUUCCUGUGCAGCACACGUGGUUACAUACCAGAGAUUUUGGAUUUUGUCAAAGGUUUGAGCUCAAGCGUACAUGUGUACUGGAAGUAUGUGACAGUGCUUCACUUGUAGUGUUCUCUUUUUCUGCUUUGCGCCAACAUUUGUCUUUGCCAGAGCAACUUAUAAUUUAACAGACUGGCUGUGACUGGCUGACUCUUUCUCAUCUAAAGAGAUUGGUUGUUGCCAAGCAAUGACAAGGACGGCAAGAAAGGAACCUGACAUCAAUACAAAAGACUCACGCGUUUUCCUUCCGCAACAUGUUCGAUGUACACAUUGGCCUCGUUGGAUGUUGUUGGUCUUACAUUCCCCAUCCCGUAGACCUGGAAGUCAGGCAGACAGGAGCUGAUUGUGAAUUUACAGAAUAUUCAUUCUGCAGUGGACAAAUGGCAGACACUCCAGUUGUCUUACUGUUGGCAAACAUGAAGAACUCGGCAUUACAUCCAGUGGCCCUAGCAAUCUGCAGUGGACAAAAGUUGCGAAUCAAAGUUGGUACCGACUGUGUGGCCUGCCCAAGUUCUUCCGCUAGGUUCAAAGGGUUGUUCAAAGCUCACAUUGAAAUCAAC
Messenger RNA from Durusdinium trenchii, 2369 nucleotides. The record is from the annotation of a GenBank genome assembly. NCBI's taxonomy places the organism in Eukaryota, Dinophyceae, Suessiales, Symbiodiniaceae.